This is a messenger RNA of Danio aesculapii, 912 nucleotides long. Its product is annotated as inactive tyrosine-protein kinase 7-like. Lineage: Eukaryota; Metazoa; Chordata; Actinopteri; Cypriniformes; Danionidae. Bases 205 to 606 code for a protein of 133 amino acids. The record is from RefSeq and is a predicted model, not a curated record. The transcript has 4 exons.
GUGAAUAAUAACCCCAUUCUCUCUCUUGUAAAAGGUGUGCACAUAUCUAUAAUAAAAGGAUGGAAUUUAGUGUUUCCUCUACCUGAACUCCCACUAGUCAACAUUAAUUCAAUCGAAUGGAAAUACCACACAGUCAAAAACAUCCUGCUGGCCACCAUUAACCUGAAAACAAAGCAAACAAAACUCCUCAGCAAGAGGACUGGAAUGCAAAUAAUGGAGAAUGGAUCUCUUCAUAUUGAAGAUAUAAAAGAUGAAGACUCUGGGAACUACUCGUGCACCAUCAUUUUCAAUGAUCAAAGGAUGCAAAUAGAGCAAAUUUAUCUUCAAGUACUUGAUGACUUGAAGACUGAACACAGCAGCACAAUUAACACCACAACUGCUGCUGAAAUCAAACAGCCAGGACUCCACAUUCCUAAAGCAUUAUUGAUUGCAAUAUCUGUAUGUUCAGCACUCAUAAUCCUUUUAAUUUUAUUUAUCAUCUUCUUCUGCUCGUGUAGAAAAAAGUGCUGCCAGACUUCAGAAGAACCUAUAUAUGUCAAUAAACCAGUUUCUCAAGGAAAUAAAAGGUCACAAGUGGGCAGAUGGAAAUCAGAUACAAACUUAUAAAGACCCCAAAUUAGCAAAAAGCUAAGAAUACUGGAUGAUGUUGCUGCAGUUGAACUACCUCUGUUUUCCAAAGAUACAAUUGUACAGAGUACUGCAAUAAUGACAAAGAGCAUGCUUGGUGGCCAACCUGGAAGUAUCACCCUGGAUCCCUCGACAAAAGCCCAAUAGGAUUUUAAAUUUGGUUUUUGUAUUAUUGUGUAAAUUAUAGUUGACCAACCAAAGUUUAUAACUCUUAUGUUUUAUUAAACAUUGUAAUCUGCACAAUUUAUGUUCAUUUAUAUCCUAAAAGCAAUUAACACAAAAAGA